Gambusia affinis (western mosquitofish) is the source of this 1648-nucleotide messenger RNA. It is a transcript of the gene tm4sf5, whose product is annotated as transmembrane 4 L six family member 5. The coding region runs from base 254 to 850 and encodes 198 amino acids. The transcript is spliced from 6 exons. Gene Ontology annotation, cellular component: membrane. NCBI's taxonomy places the organism in Eukaryota, Metazoa, Chordata, Actinopteri, Cyprinodontiformes, Poeciliidae. The record is from RefSeq and is a predicted model, not a curated record.
CGUUAUCAACUAUCAGGCAGGUGAACGUAUCUGAUUAGAUUGGGGUAGCUGCACUGACUCUUGGCCUUUGUUCCCUUCCUGCUGUAACCGUCACUCGCUGUGUUUGACUUUCGCCUCGUCAGAGUCGGCGCCGAUCGCCUCUCUCGUUCACAGCCUUUUAUGGUCCAAAUCACUUUUCCUUCGCUCGCAUUCAGCUUGACGAGGCCAUCAGAGGAGAGAGAGAGCGAGCGGACAGUUCGAGGACUCUGACAGGAUGUGUUGUACUGGAAAGUGUGCCCGCCUGGUGGGCCUGAUACUGCUGCCGUCGGCCUUCAUCUGCAUGAUCUCCAACCUGCUGCUUUUCUUCCCCAAUGGGGAGAAGCUGGAAAGUAACCAGAUCACCCUGCAGGUCUGGCUCAUGGGGGGGAUCAUCGGCGGAGGCCUCUUUAUGCUGUGCCCGAGCUGCUCAGCUAUCAGGGCCGGGGGCAAGGGUUGCUGUGGACAAGGUUGCUGUGGCAAUCGCUGCAGGAUGCUGAACUCAGUCUUUUCCUCUGCCUUUGGUCUGCUCGGGGGGAUUUACUGCACCAGCGUGGCCUCGGCUGCGUUGGCGGUGGGACCUAAGUGUGAGGUUAAUGGCAAUUGGAAAUACCCCUUUGAGGACUUGGGCACGGGUAACAGCAGCUAUCUUUGGGACCAGACCUUGUGGUCAGAAUGCCAGAGGCCUGAAAACAUAGUUCUGUGGCACAUCGUGUUGUUCUCCAUACUGCUGGGGAUGGGCUUGCUGCAGCUCGUGCUCUGUGGCAUCCAGGUGGUCAACGGCUGCAUCGGAUGCAUCUGCGGCGACUGCCGGGAAGACAGCGAUAGAAAAUAAAAAAACAAACAUUAUGAAGCUUUGAAAGGAUCAUCCUGUCAGAAUGAAAGUGGACUAUAAAGGUGAAGAAGAAGAGAAUCCUGCAGAGACCGUCCAUCGCCUCUGGCAAUGUGACUCUUGGUUCAAAUGUUUUGCUGAGUAACCUUUAAAAUAUGUUCGUUUUCUUUUAAUUUGUUUCACUUUCCAAAAAUGUCCACCCUUUUACUCCAUUUUGUACUUUUUAUUUUGCUCUUGUGUUCUGGUGGCAGAUAAUUACUGAGCCCAAUAAAAAAAACUCCACUUGUUAGAAUGAAACUGUGUUCGCACACUGUUGUGUUUAGCUCCAUGCCUCAAUGUUUAUCAGCUGAACAUGACUGGGUAAGGAUUCAUAUGCUUGAAACCUCACAAGAAUCAUUUAGAUUUUAACUGCUUUAAAUGCUUGUUUUCUUUGCAUUAUUUGAGGGCUGAAAGCACUGCAUCUUUUUUUUGUUAUUUUGACCAUUUGUCUUCUUCUGCAAAAAUAAAUACGAAAUUUUUGCUUGUGCCUUCAGAGACACAUUGUCAGUAGUUCAUAAAAUAAAGGAGCAAUGUUCAUUUUAGUCAAACAUAAACCUAUAAAGAGUAAAAUCAGAGAAACUGAUAAUUUUGCAGUGGUCUAUUAAUUGUUUUUUUCGAAAGCUGUAAAUUGUUCGGGGGAGAAGGAAGACUGUAAUAACUUCAUUGUUUGUGAUCAUCCUAUUAUUUCCAACUAAGAUGUUAUGGAACAAAUUAGCGCAAGUGCUGAAAUAAUUCCUCAACAAAUAAAAAGCCAUAAACCUU